AUGCCUUCGGAGAAGCAGCCCUUCUACGACCCCGUCCCGCCCACCUACGAUGAGGCCCUCGCCAGCAGCAGCCGGCGCGACGCCGCCUGGCCACCCCCGCGGUCGUCGGCCGACGAGCCCGAGUCGCAAUCCCUGCUGCCACACGCAGAGUCCUCGGCCGCCUCCUCCAGACGACCCACCGGCUACCGCCCCCCCAUGGUAGAGACGGACGACGAGGACAGCUUGUUUGGAAGCGAUAGCGAUGUCGACGACGACGACGACCAAGAGGCCGCCCACGUGCGGCGCGAGAUGCAGGAAAUGGACAUUGAGGAGCCGUCGCGGUCGCGCGGCUCGACUUGGAGCAAGAGAAUAGGUUUCCGACUCUCCCUGCCGCGGUGGAAGUGGUCGUGGCGACCCAGACUUCCCCAGCUACGCAUCCAGCUGCCGUCGCACCCAGCCGCCUCCGAGGGCGCCAACGACGCCAACGCCCGAGACAACGACGCCGCCCAGACCAGACGAUGGGAGAUGCCCAAGCUGGACAACCUCACCCUCAUCCUCGCAUUCGCCCGCCUCGUCGCCCUCAUCGUCGUCCUGGGCUUCCUCUACUUUCUCUUCGCCAGUGGCAUCUUUGGCGGCCUGUCGUCACGCCUCGGCGUCGGUCUGCGCUUCGACCCCGAGGACCUCCGCCAGCACGUCCAGCGAAGCGUCGAGGCCAUGCGCAUGCGCGCCUCGGUCCAGCACUUUUCCCACUACGCACACAUUGCCGGCACCGAGGGCGACUACGCGACGGCCAUGGACGUGGAGAACAUGUUCAGCAGGGCUGGCCUCGACAAGGUCGAGGUGGACGAGUACUACGUCUACGUCAAUUAUCCGCGAAAGGACGGCCGGACCGUACAAAUCAUGGAUAAGGGCGGCGAAAAGGCCAUUUGGACGGCCAAGCUGGAAGAGGACGAAGUUGGUGGUGAAACAGCAGGGCGACAGACGUAUGCCUUUCACGGACACUCCAAGUCGGGGGACGUCAAGGGGCCCCUGAUAUACGCAAAUUACGGCUCGCGCGACGACUUCAAGAAACUAAAGGAAAAGGGCAUCGACACCAAGGGCGCCAUCGCGCUGGUCCGCUACUACGGCACCGAGACGGACCGCUCUCUCAAGGUCAAGGCGGCCGAGCUCGCGGGCUUCGCGGGCUGCCUCAUCUACAGCGACCCGGCCGACGACGGCUUCCUCAAGGGCGACGUGGCGCCCCACGGGCGCUUUAUGCCCGCCGACGGGGUUCAGCGCGGCGCCGUCAGCAUGAUGAGCUGGGUCGUGGGCGACGUGCUGACGCCGGGGUGGGAGAGCAAAAAGGACCUGCCGCGGAUGAAGGUCAACGAGACGGCCGGCCUCGUCAAGAUCCCGAGCCUCCCGCUGGCGUGGCGCGACGCCCAGGUCCUGCUGCAGCACCUGCACGGGCACGGCCAGCAGGUGCCCGACGGGUGGAAGGGCGGCGUGCCCGACGUGGGCGAGUGGUGGACGGGCAACCUGACGUCGCCCGUCGUGCGGCUGCAGAACGAGCAGGACGAGAUAGAGCAGCAGCCCAUCUGGAACGUCUACGGCAAGAUUGUCGGCAUGGAGCAGACGGCGCGAUCCGUUAUCCUGGGCAACCACCGCGACGCGUGGGCCUUUGGCGCCGUCGACCCGCACACGGGCACGGCCAUUAUGAUUGAGCUGGCGCGCAUCUUUGGCGGCCUGGUGCAGCGAGGCUGGCGGCCGCUGAGAACGAUUGAGUUCAUGUCUUGGGACGCCGAGGAGUACAACCUGGUCGGGUCGACCGAGUUUGUCGAGAACAACCUGGACAGGCUGCGCGACAGCGCGUACGCCUACAUCAACCUCGACACCGUCAUCGGCGGCACACAGCUGCACGCGGCGGGCUCGCCGGCACUCGAGAGGGCGCUGCUGCGGGCGCUGGACCGGGUGGUGGACCCCAACGCCAACACGACGCUGCGGCAGCUGUGGAAGCCGCCCGGGGGGCGGAUGAAGAGCCUCGGGGCAGGCAGCGACUACGUGGCAUUCCAGGACAUUUCGGGGACGAGCUCGCUGGACCUCGAGUUCCGGGGGGGGCUGUUCCCGAUGCACUCGAGCUACGACAACUUCGACCUGGUCGACAGCAUCCUGGACCCGGGCUUCGUCUACCACACGCUCAUGGGCCAGGUGGUGGGGCUGCUGCUGCUGGACCUGGCGGACCGGGCGGUGCUGCCGUUCAGCAUGGUGGCAUACGCCGACGCGCUCAAGGCGUGGGUGCGCGACCUGGACGGGUGGGUCAAGGGCCAGGCCGGAGCCAACAAGGACGAAGCGUCGACGGUGUCACUCAAGGAACUGGACGACGCGGUGGACCUCGUCAAGAGCAACGCGGCCGAGUUUGAGAGGUGGGAGCUCGAGUGGGACCGGCUGGUGCUGUCGAGCGGCGGGUGGGAGGCCAACGACCUGGGGCGGCGGCGGAUGCAGUACAAUGACAAGAUGGCAGCGUUUGAGACGGCGCUGCUGGACCUGGAGCUGGGGGGCGGCAUACCCAACCGCACGCAGUUCAAGCACGUCGUGUACGGCCCGCAGCUGUGGUCGGGCUACGACGAGGCCGUCUUCCCGGCCAUCCGCGACACGGUCGAGGCGGGCGACUGGGCGCUGGCGCGGCGCACCACGGCCAAGACGGCGGCCAUUCUGCGGCAGGCGGCGACGGUGCUGCAGAUGGAUCCGAAGUGA
Messenger RNA from Hirsutella rhossiliensis, 2712 nucleotides. Its product is annotated as transferrin receptor-like domain-containing protein. The record is from RefSeq and is a predicted model, not a curated record. NCBI's taxonomy places the organism in Eukaryota, Fungi, Ascomycota, Sordariomycetes, Hypocreales, Ophiocordycipitaceae. Bases 1 to 2712 code for a protein of 903 amino acids. The transcript has 2 exons. Gene Ontology annotation, molecular function: carboxypeptidase activity.